AUCAGAAAUUGGUUCCUAUAUAGGUAAUAUUAAAUUAGAUUUUGAAAAGAAAUUUUUUAUGAAUAUUAACAAUGAAAAUCAUUUAGGUAUAUUUGAAUUAUAUGAUGAUACAAAUCAAAAUUUAUUUCGUAUUGAUGAAUACAAUGGGAAAUUAUUUGUUGCAUCACGUAUUGAUCGUGAAACUUUAUGUCCACAACCUGAAGAAUUCAAUGACUUAUUAACUAAUAAUAAUCAAUAUUUGAUGGCAUCAUCAUCAUCAUUAUCGUCGUCGUCGUCACCUAAAAUUAUGGACAGUACAUUCAAUGAAAUUACAACAAAUGAAUGUCAAAUUCAUUUAACCGUAUGUAUAUCACGUAUACAUUGGAUUAAUAUUAUUAUUAUUAUACAUGAUAUUAAUGAUCAUACACCAUAUUUUCCAUUCACUUCUACAUCGAAUCAAAAUAUAACAGAAAAAUCUAUAUAUAUUGUGAAUGUCUCUGAAUCUGUUAAUAUUGGUUAUGAAAUACCAUUAGUUCUUGCUAAAGAUCCAGAUAAAGGUAUUAAUUCUAUUCAAUCCUAUACUUUACGUGGUAAUGAUUUUCAAUCAUCAUUAUUUUCAUUAUCCUAUAAACCACCAUAUCAUUUAAAUCUUAUUAUAUUAGGUGAAUUAGAUGCAGAACUGAAGAAUAAUUAUACUGGUGAAUUGAUUGUAUGUGAUGGUGGACAAAUUAUUCCAAAAUGUUUUCAUCAACCAUUUCAAUUACAUAUUACUGAUGUGAAUGAUAAUAAGCCAAUAUUUAAUCAAUCCAUUUAUGAUAUUGAAAUUUUCGAGAAUAUUCCAAUGAAUUCAACAAUCAUUAAAUUAAAUGCAACGGAUGCAGAUUCUAAUCAAAAUAGUAAAUUAUUAUAUAAAUUUGGUCGACCAUUAAGUCAAUCAUCAUUAGACCAUUUCAGAAUUGAUAAUAAUACUGGUGAAAUCUAUUUAAAAACAUCAUUGAAUGCUAAAGAAAAUACUGUAUUUAUUUUACCAAUUAUAGUACAAGAUAGUGGUAUAUUACCAUUAAUUGGUCAAACAGUAGUUCGUAUCACUGUUAAAGAUACUAAUGAUCAUGAUCCAUGGAUUGAAAUCCGAUCAAUACAAGAGGGUAAUUUACAUAAGACAUCAGUUGAUAAUAAUAAUAUUAGUAAAGUUAAUUAUAGUGAUCAUGAAGCUCAUUUAUCAAUAAGUGAAAAUCAACCAGCUGGGACGGAUAUUGGUUUAAUUAUUUCUGGUGAUGAUGACAUUGGUGAAAAUAGUAUAGUAUCAUGUAGUCUAAAAUCUAAAACUCAAGAUUUUAAACUUGAACACGCUAAUUCAGCUAAAGGACGAGAAAUCUACCGUCUAAGUACAACUAAAUCAUUUGAUCGUGAAACUGUGAUAGAUGGGAUCAUUAAGAUUGUUAUCACAUGCCAAGAUAAUGGUAAACCAAGUCGAACAAGUGAACAAACGAUCUUAUUAAAUAUAUUGGAUUUAAAUGAAUACAGACCAACGUUUACUCAAGAAAAUCGAGUUAUCAAUCACAUUAUGCCGGAGAACCAACCAAUAGACACUAUUUUAUUACAAGUUCACGCCAGUGAUGCAGAUUCUACUCCAGAAAUACAAUAUCAUAUAUCAAGUGAAGCGCAAUCAUAUUUUUACAUAGAUCCUGACACUGGUGUGAUAACUACAAGAGCUAUAUUAGACAGAGAAACUAUGCCUCAAAUUAGAUUUCUUGUUUAUGCCACUGACAACUAUUCAUCUGAAAUAGUUCAAGGCAAUCAUGUAGCUGUUGCAAAUUUUACUGUUCACCUAACUGAUAAAAAUGAUAACAGUCCAGAACUCAUCGGUAGUAAAACUUUUCAAAUAGUCGAAAAUCGUCCUGGUUUCUCUGACUUAGUUGGUCAACUCACUUCGAUUGAUCAAGAUGAUGGAAAUAAUGGAACAGUACACUAUAAAUUGAUAUCAGCCAGUGAUAGUAAAAAUAAUCGAAUCCCUAAUGAAUUGUUUAUGAUUAAUAGUGAUACUGGAAAAAUAUUCGCUACAAAGAAACUUGACAGAGAAGAAAAUAGUCAAUACGAAUUGGUUAUCUUAUUACAUGACCUUGGAACACCAAUUCAACGUAGUUCAACAGCAUCUGUCAUUGUUAAUGUAUUAGAUGAAAAUGAUAAUAUUCCACAGUGGGAAGAAAUCUUACAAGCUUCUGAAUUUGCAUCACCUCAACAAAUUAACAUUCUCAAACGACCACAUAUGAUCGGUUUAAGUAAAGUAACAGAAUUAGGAAUGAUGAAUAUAACUACACCAAUUUAUCGAGGACAACAAAUCCUUAUUUUAUCGGCUAAAGAUCCUGAUGAUGCACAUAAUGCAAAUUUAACAUUUCAACUAAUUAGAGUUCACUUUCUUAAGAAUGAUUAUAUACAAAGUGAAGAUAUAGUUUCAUAUAACAAUAAAAUUCACUCUACAAAUUCUUACACCACAUCAUCAGUGAAUUCACCAUAUUUUGUGGUAGUUAGUAAAACCGGUGAAUUAAUUGCUGGUCCUGGUCAAAAAGGUAUUGGAUUAACUGAUAGUGGAAUAUAUGAAUUAUAUCUACGUGUAUGUGAUAAUGGAAAUCCUCCCUUAGAUUCAGAUGCACGUUUAUUUCUACAAGCGCAUCAAUCAUUAAAUUCAGCUUUUGAUGAUAAAUUUGGUGAAAAAGGCUUUCUAGGAUAUUUAUUGACAAAUGGUCAUUUAGGUAUUAUGUUAGUUAUAAUUCUAUUGUUAAUUAUGUGCCUUACAUCAGUUUGCCUUAUUAUUGUAUUCAUUUCAAUCCGACGAAGAUCAAGUCGUCAACAACAACGUCAAGCUAAUCGAAAAUUGUUAAAAUAUGAUAAAAACUCUUAUCCACUACAUUUGAAUGGUGAAUUAAUUGUUGAAGAAAAUAUCAAUUCAGGCGGUACAAUUAGUAAUUAUGGUAAAUUGUACCAUUCACCUAUUAUAAAUACAAUAUGUCCUGUAGAUGGUGAAAGUUUAUACAAAUGGAACCCAGAAUGUGGUUAUACGAUGGGAAAUUUCGGUCCACCACCGAUUUAUAAUUUUUGUGCAUUGAAUACAACACUGGAUAGAAUGCGAUCUAGUCAUACUGAUAGUGAUAAAAGCAGUUCAGCAUUAAUGUCAACUGAAUUCCCAUGUUCGAUUAAUCAUUACUGUGAAGAAAGACCAAUGAUGAAUGGAGAACAAACAAUUAAUUAUGGAUUUACAUCUCCACUUGGAACAAUACCAAAAUCUGAUGGAUUAGGAUUUAAAAAUCCCAGUAGUUAUACUGAAACAUGUUUGAUUCCUAAAACGAUACAAUCAGAACUAAAUUGUCAACUUCAUAUGAAUGCAACAGUUUCAGAAAUUGAUGGAGGAAGUGCUGAUUCCGGACAAGGAGCUAGUGAAGAAGAACCUGUGAAUCAUGAGUUAUCAAAGUUUCGUUUAAAAUAUACACGUCCUUAUAAUUCAAAAGAACUUUUACUAACCAAAACACAAUGUAGUCCAAUAUCAUCACCUAAUGGUUGCCUAAUUGAUAGUCCUAUAAAUAAAAAUGAGAAUCAUUGUUCUAUAAAUGAAUCAAAUCUUUGUACACAGACCAAUUUACCUACUAUGAAUACAUUUACAAAUCAUCGAUCAUCAUUAAAUAAACAAUUUAUUUAUGCAAUACAUAAUAGUAAUUCAAUUAAUUCACAACGUCAAUCAUUAGUUUCAAAUGAUAUAUUACAACCUAGAUGGCGUAAACCAUUAUUUAGUAAUACUGAUUUAGGGCAUCAUAAUCAUUUAUUUGAUGAAUUUCCAUUAACAAAAAUAUCAACUAAGAACUAUUCAUUAACACUUCCAUUAAACAAUAAACCAUCUGAUGAUUUGGAACAAAAUCAUUCAACAAAUCCUCAUAUUGAUCUAACUAAAUGAAAGUUUUAUGGUAACAAACAACAAAGAUUUAAUUAUUUAUACUGGCUAACUCUAUUAUUAUCAUUGCCAUAUUCUGUAUUUAUAUUGUAUUCUCUAAAUUAUUGGAGUAUGAUCUAGUCAGUUUACUUAUGUAAAACAUGUCAAGUCAACAUAACAAUAUCAUAAUACAUUCCAGUAUUUGCAUUUAUUUUCAAGUUACUUUAAAUUUUAAUAUUAAUUAUCUUUUAAUUAUCUUUAUUAUUAAUUUUUACUAAUACUACUUAUAAAGUUUAUUUAUCUUACAUUCGAUAUUCAUUCCAUAAUCAAAUAGAACUGAUGAAAUACAAUUUACUUUUGUUAGUUCUUGUUUAACUGUAAACAAACUUAUGUAUUGAAGUGUGUGUGUGUGUGUGUUUCUUUUCAUUUUUACUUUCUAAUAUCGAAUUCCUUUAAUCAAUAUUAUUCAAUAAGUGGAAUCAAUCAGUUGUGAUUGUUCUUGUCAAUAUUACAGAUAACCUACUGAAUUAAACAUUAUCCGAGAAGAUUAGUGAAUGAAUGUAAAGUAGUUCAAAUAGUCAUUAGAACUUAUCAAUUUCAAUAAAAAGUAUUAUAAGAAUCAAAGUCUUAUCUAAAUGUAAAAUAUUUACUAACGAUUGUAUUACAAUACUGUGUAAUUUGAUUCAGUUGAUGAAUGAAGAUCGUGUAUAAUGUUACUCAAAGCAGUCAUGUGAGACAUUUCCACUUUAUUAUCGUCUUUUUUUAUUACGAAAAAACCAAUCCUGACCCUUCUUUAUGGGAUAUAUAUAUGAGAUACAAUUUUACUCUUAACUUAAAACUGCAUCCAUUUUACUCCUUUGAUCGUUUUGUAUUUCAAAUUAGAACUGAUAAUUCCAUGAAUACGAAUGUUGUAUUUGAAAUGAAUAAAACACAAGAGAUUUAAAGCUUUUGUGAAUACAAUGACUAUUUAUUAUUAUUUGUAACAAUUUGUAUUAUUAUGUUAUUCAUAUUCAUAAUUAUAUUGAAUCAUAAUAUAGGUUAUUUGAUUGAA
Molecule: messenger RNA, 4949 nt
Organism: Schistosoma mattheei
Lineage: Eukaryota; Metazoa; Platyhelminthes; Trematoda; Strigeidida; Schistosomatidae
Source: the annotation of a GenBank genome assembly